CUGCUCGUUUCGCGUUCCCUACUUCUUUAUCCAUUCACUCUCUCUGCAUCUGCGGUUACACAAAACCAAAAUAUUCAAUCAAUUCUGUGUGGAUAAUGAGAACCAGGAGAGGUCUGUGUUAUUCCAGAGAUAUGGACGAGUUUUGCGGCGAAGAGAUCAGCUGCAAUGGACGGAAGAGGAGGAAAGUCGCCGGAGAAGUGGUUGAUUGCAGUAAGAGGACGAGAUUUGCGCCGGACGCCGGUGGAGAGCGUGAUUUCUUCGAUGAUUUGCCUGACGAUCUCGUGCUUUGUAUUUUGUGUAAACUUAGCUCCACCGCUGGAUGUCCGGCGGAUUUCGUCAAUGUUUUGAUGACAUGCAAGAGAUUUAAUGGAUUAGGUCUCAAUUCUCUGGUGCUAUCCAAAGCUUCGCGAAGGAUGUUCGCAGUGAAAGCCAGAAAUUGGUCGGAUUCCGCUCACCGCUUUCUGAAGCUCUGCGCCGACGUCGGCAAUGUCGAAGCCUGCUACACUCUAGGCAUGAUUCGAUUCUACUGUUUACAAAACCGAGGAAGCGGAGUAUCGUUUAUGGCGAAGGCGGCGAUUGAAUCGCACGCGCCGGCGCUGUACUCACUAGCCAUAAUCCAGUUCAACGGCAGUGGCGGCACGAAAAACGAUAAGGAUCUACGCGCCGGCGUCGCGUUGUGCGCACGCGCCGCCUUCCUCGGCCACGUCGACGCUCUCCGCGAGCUCGGCCACUGCCUACAAGACGGUUACGGCGUGAAGCGCAACGUCACCGAAGGCCGCCGCUUCUUAAUCCAAGCCAACGCGCGUGAGUUGGCCGCCGUCCUCGUCGCCUGUCCGUCGGCGGCGGUGCCACGGUCGUGGCUGACGUGGAAUCCCCACCGCCACGCCGCCGCCGACGGCGGCGGCUGCCCGCUGUUGAGCGAUUUCGGGUGUAAUGUGCCGUCGCCGGCGCCCCACCCGGCGAACCAGUUCCUAUCCGACUGGUAUUCCGGUCGGACCGGCUCCAACCCGGGUUCGGAGCUCCGGCUCUGUUCCCACUCGGGUUGCGGCAGACCGGAGACACGUCGGCAUGAAUUCCGGCGGUGUUCGGUGUGCGGAGCAGUGAAUUAUUGCUCACGUGCCUGUCAGGCGCUGGAUUGGAAGCUGCGCCAUAAGGUUGAGUGCUCACCCGUGGAAAGAUGGGCUAACGGUAACGUUAACGACGUUAACGCUAACGGCGACGUGGACGAGGUGAUGGAGGAUAGUUAGCGGUGCUCCAAAAAUAACCGAAAUUUUGUCUAAUUAAAAAAGAAAAAGAAAAAAAAAUAAUAUAUAUAUAUAUAUAUAUAGUCUGUAAUGUAAUAUUUAUUGGGUUUUUUUUUUUUUUAAAUUUUAUUUUGAAAAAAAAUUAAA
This is a messenger RNA of Andrographis paniculata, 1391 nucleotides long. RefSeq names its product F-box protein At1g67340-like. Bases 96 to 1247 code for a protein of 383 amino acids. NCBI's taxonomy places the organism in Eukaryota, Viridiplantae, Streptophyta, Magnoliopsida, Lamiales, Acanthaceae. The transcript is spliced from 3 exons. Gene Ontology annotation, molecular function: protein binding. The record is from RefSeq and is a predicted model, not a curated record.